AUAGUUUUAUUCUCAACAUACACAAUAAUCUCAUUGCAAUGUCUGAAUAUUGAAAAAACUGAAAUACAGCGUGACUCACACACACUCCCAGACACACACUUACAGGAAACUAAACCUCUGAGAGCUUGACAUCUUACAACAAAACGUCUCACACACCCGCGCCGCAAUGAUGAUAAACUUCACAUUAAUUCUCCUCUUCUAUUUAAUCAUCAUCUUCUCCUCUGGUCAAUUUGUAUCCUCCUCAUGUGUGUACAAAACAGUGGGCGAAAGAGUUGAAAUCUCUCUGGAUAUUGGAGAAUUACCAGAGAAAGGCGAACUGACUUGGACACAUAAUCAAUACAAGGUAUAUAAUAAAAGGGGCUCAAGUGUUAAGACAAGCAAAUUGGAUGUUGACCGCUAUGGAUCCUUGAUCCUGGAGAACGUACAGAAAAAGCAUUCUGGGGUGUACGAAGGCCUAGUCUACGACCAAAACGGAAAGUUAAUAAAGAGAAGCACACACCAGCUCUGUGUACAAGAGCCAGUGCAUGAACCUACAGUCAUGGUCGAGUAUUCAACAAUUGCCAAUGAAGAAACGAACAGCACAAAAGAAAAGAACAGCAACAAUGAAAAUAGAAAUAAGAAGGUGUCCGAGAAGAAGAAGUUGCUGUUUGGCCUGGACUUCCGGUGGAUGCUGGUGAUCCUGACGGGAGGAGCGAGUUCCCUGCUGGUUCUCUUCAUCAUCUGUCUCGUCUGUGUCUGUCGCUGCCACGCACGCAACAAGAGGAAGGCCACAAAGGAAGCUGAGUUUCGACUCGUCACUCUAAUGCCGGACUACACUGAUCAGCCUGAUGUUCAGUACAUGCAGAAAACUGAGUCCAGCAGGCCGUCCAAAAGCGUGCGUCCUCUUCCACCCCUGCCCAGCUCUCGAGGUCCUCCUCCUCUUCAACCCCAAUGAGAGAAACACUCGGCCUUCCCGAGACUCUGAGACCAACACAACCAAUUAAAGGAAAAAAAAACACACUUCUGCUCAUUCUUCAUUAUUACUUUUAACAAUUCAGAAUAACUGUAAAGUCAUCGAAACAAUGAAGUAGCUCAUGGAAGCCUAAAAAAAAAUCUUCUAUGUCAAGGCGUGAUGUUUCUGUGAUUUUUGUUUAGUCUUUAAGUUUGUUUGGGUAUGUUCGAGUUUAUAUGACUUUGUUUUUUAUAUGUCAAUUUGUAUUCUGAACAAACUGCGUUUCUAGUUUCAUAAAUGCUUUGUAAGUGUACUGUAUGUUUAUCCCUGAAUCUAGGUCAUUUCCGUCGAUUAUAUGCAGAUCUAUGUGAAGUUUUGUGAUUGGGCUCAGCGAGACCACCUUUGCAAGCACAACAGACUUUUUGCACUUUUCCUGUUUUAACUGAUGUCACUGAAUUGUGGUUGAGUUCAGAAAACAGCCUAACAUGAUCUCUGGCACACAUUUAAAAAACCUUUAAUUUCCUGCACACUUACUGUUAACACACACUGGAACAAAAACAAAUGACAAGUUAGCAAAGUCACGUAAAAGGUGGGUUUUUUCAUUCAUGAAACAGAAAUCGGUCUACUUUAUGGAAAUUCACCCUUUAAAUAACAAGAAUUUAACGUUGAACCAAAGCACAAGUUACACUGAGGUUUCUCACAUGUGGUAAGUGUAAAUGUAAUACUGACACUUGGUUUGAUUGUGUGAAUAUGUGGGUACAUGCGUUUUCCUCUGUCUGCCUUCUUGAUCUCUCAAUAAAAUGCCUUUGAAUUUUCCAUUGUACCUCCACAUGACCCGUGAACAAUCAAAUGAAUAAACAUAUUAUUGUGCAAGUCUUGCAUCCAA
Molecule: messenger RNA, 1817 nt
Organism: Pimephales promelas (fathead minnow)
Lineage: Eukaryota; Metazoa; Chordata; Actinopteri; Cypriniformes; Leuciscidae
Source: RefSeq, a predicted model, not a curated record